AUUCUUAGCAGAAUGCUGCAACCUCUCAUACCUGUAUUUCUCGAUAAUGAAAUUUACUAGAAUUCAGAAAUUUUAUUUUAAUUUUUUAUAGUGAUGCCCAACCCGAAAAUUAAGGCACGAUCCGUCACCGCAAGUGGUUAGGUUUCAAAAAGUUUCAUCACUGAAUGUGUCCGUUCAUCUUCCCUCCUCGGAUAAUUCUUUCUUUCUUUCUUUUUUUUUCUCUUUUUUUUUUAAGCGAGUAAUGGAUAUUUUACGUACAACCUACCAAACUGCCCUAGUGUAUGAGCCAUGAAGAAGGGGUGUUAAAUUGUAUACUGUUUCAUAUCUGCGGCUUGGGGGCCGACUACGCGGUUGUCUGCGGCUCGGGCAACCACUAAAUUUCAGGAGGGAGGGGGGGUGAACUUCCCUUACCGUCGGUUUAACUUUUAAACUAUAUUUCCAUAAUUGUGUUUCUAACGAACACAAGAAGGUACUAAUUUUGGCCCAGAAUAUUUUUAUUGGAUGUUUAUAUUUUUCAUAACUCUUUACGCCUCCAAAUUUUUGAUAGGUCGUGGAGCGAGUUAAGUUCUAUAUCGUAAUUUUUGUUUUGAAUAAGGGGAAUCUUGGAAUUCAAAAGUGACAGAGGUGUGAGCGAACAUACCAUAGUUCAAUUUUCAAUCCUCUGAGAAUGUCUGCCGGGAGAAUUUGUAGCAUAAACCUAACCACCCAUGAAAUUUUGAGAAGUCGGCGUCCACUGUGUACAUGCUUACAAAUCAGCUAAACUGUGAGGGAGUCAUCGUUGGAAUUUUUCUCGUACGUUAACUGUUGCUAAAACAUACCAUGAUUUCAAUGUAACAAUAUGGCGGUAGAGGUUGUGUGAUAAUCCAUAGGUUGGUAUCGAUCUAAUAAUAAUGCGUUCCUGUGGCGACGAUCAUGGAUAAUAGAAAAAUGGGCGACGAUACAAUCUAAGAACGAUUUCAACAGCAAGAACUCGCAAACAAAAACAUAGUUUAUGCAUGUAGUGCAUUGAUUUCUUACAACAGGUCUACAAAGAAAGGUCAAAACAGUAAUGUCCUGCUGCAUCGCUUUAAAAAAGUCAAAGAAAGGCACAAAACUGCAGUCUUUUGAUCAUGCCUAUUGUAGAAAUGUAAAUGAAGUUUCUUUGAAGAGAAAUGUUAGAAAUGCAGUAUCAAAUGAGAGGUUAACAGAAAACACUUCUGGAAGAGGAGAAAUUGCAAGCAAGGAAGUAUUUUUGAAAGGUUAUGUAACAGAGGAUAAUGCAGACCAUAAUGUUGUAAGACAUCUAAAAAUGGAAUCAGUCACUGAAAGCUGUAAGACUUCAACACAAUUACCAGUACCAGAUACAGCAUAUAAUGAUGUGGCUAAAGAACAUGAUUUGAAUCAAGCAUAUAUUUCGGACAGUAUACAAAAUGUAAUUUCAAGGAAUCAAAAAGAGAGGAACAAUAAAUUAGCUUUAAACAGAGUGAAUCUCCCAUGCACAGAAACAGUCUUUUCUUGGGAAAGAAUUUCAUCUCAGAUAUGCAGAUUAUGUGCAUGUGCAAAUGAAUUACAUCCAAAACAGCCCAUUGUUGGUUGGUUGGGCUUACUAGAUGAAGUACUUCCUGGUGUGGUAUCACUGAAUGAUGGACUUCCCCAACACAUGUGCAGGCCAUGUGCAAACAAGCUGUAUACAUGCAACCAAAUAAAGGCUGAAUUUAUUAAAGCAGAUCAAAAACUUCAAGGAAUCAUGGGAUUUGUAAAGUCAGCAGGUCUUAAUACUGGAACUGGCAACAGAAUUCCCAAAGAUUCAAAUGCUGAUGAAGGAACUUUUAAUCCGACAUUUGAUAAAAUAAAAGAAUCUGAGUUUUUGUAUGAAGAUGGUUACAACAGAGAGUAUUAUAGUGAAAUUUAUGAAGUACCUGUAACAAAUGAAACUGAUGCUUGUCCUGAGGUAGAAGUAUAUGUAGGCCAACAAGAAAGUCAGGAGAUAAAUGGCCAUGCACAGGAAAGCUGUUAUAAUAAGAUAUUUUCUGAAGUAUUGAAGCUUCAGAAGAAUAGAGUAAAACUGAAAUAUUCAUGUGCUGAGUGUAAAGAGAUGUUCUCUUCAAAAAGGACUUUAAGUGCUCAUAAACGGAUACACAUGAAAUUUAAAGGCCCAAGUGAACUUAUAUGUGAAUACUGUAGCAGAAAGUUUAUACAGAAACAUAAACUGCUUGCCCAUCUUCGUUCACAUACAAACGAGAAGCCUUUCAUUUGUGAAAACUGUGGACAAGGUUUUCGAAUCAAGGAAAGUCUUAAGAAUCAUCAGCUGAAACAUAAUCCUCCUAGAUUUUGUUGUUACAUUUGUGGUAAGAAAUUUCACUGUCAGGCCAAUUUAACUAUGCAUAAAAAGACGCAUCUUACAGAUACCAGACUAAUUUGUGACAUGUGUGGGAAAAUUCUUUCUUCCAAGCUUAUUUUAGAGUCUCAUGUACGCUCUCACCAAGGACAGAAACCGUAUCAGUGUACAGUUUGUGGCAAAUGUUAUUCUUCAGCCAAUGCACUUAGGUAUCACAAGUACAGUCACUCAACUAAAACAUUUACUUGUGAAACAUGUGGAAAAGUCUUCAAACGCAAGAGAUCCUUAACAGAACACAUGAACUGUCAUACUAAACAGAAAAUGUACAAAUGUCCAAUAUGCUUGAAGGCAUUUGCAAAUAGUGGUAACAAAUGGAGGCAUCUGAAGGUAACAUGUAAAAAGAUCCUUUGUGUUGUAUGUAACCAGACUUUCCAAAACAUUGACAUGGUGGAGGAACAUAGAGCCAUGGCACAUUCUGCGGAGGAGAUUGCAGAUGCUGCAAAAGAGUAUCGAAUGGAACAAAUUCUACAUUGUGAAGUAUGCUUAGUUAGUGUUACAGGAACAAAUAGUAUGUUGAAACAUAUGAAGACAGCACACAGAAUAUAUGAAUUAUUUACAUGUGAACAGUGUAACAGAUGUUUUUUAAAUGAAGAACAACUUUUGCAACAUGGCAACCCUUGCAAGUUGAAAAAGGUAGUGUCAGAUUACUUAAAAGGUCCCCGUGGACAUUGUAAAAUUUGUUCUGAGCCUAUAUCUGGGACAGGCAAUAUGGUGAAGCAUAUGAGACGAGUUCAUAAGGAAUAUAGGCCAUUCACAUGUGAGCAAUGUCCAAAAUCUUUCCUAACUAAACAAGAACUAGGACAACACAAUAUAAGUCACAGUGAUUAUCGCCCAUUCUCCUGUCCCAUCUGCCACACCAAAUUUAAGUCUAAACAUUCUCUCCAUUGGCAUGAUAUAUCACUUCAUCGGGAUGUGUUCCCCUUUUCAUGUCCUUAUUGUGAUCGUAAAUUCAAAAGACAAACGUCUUUGGUUAUACACAAGAGGACACACACAGGGGAGCGUCCUUAUCCUUGCCCCUUAUGUAAAAAGGCUUUUGCUAAUAAAAUUGACAUGCAAAGGCAUACCAACACACAUUCCUAUAUCAAAAGAAUGAAGAUAAAUAAAUAGUUUGUAGCUCUAACAAGUAAUGUUUCAUGAAGUGCAAUGUGUUACCCAGUGAUCAAAGAAUAAGACAUAUGGGUUUUUGGCUGCUUGUAUCCUUGUGAUUUUUUAUGUGUGCCUUCCCCUACCCUACUUCUGACAAAAUCAGAUCUUUGUCAGUGUGGAAUAUCACUCCCCCACUGUUGUUCAGAGCAUAUUUACAUAGGUUGAUACACUAUCCUGUCAGGAGUAAAUGAAUUCUCACAUGAGAAGUGUUAGGCAGAGGACAGAAAUGUCCUUUAGAUCAUAAGUCUCAGAAACAGUAAAUGAACUAAAUGUUGCAGCAGUUGGAAAAUAAUUUGUGGUGCCAAUAAAUGUAUUAAUCAGCAAAGUACAGAGUAUAAAAAUUUGACAGAAUAUAUGCAUAAGAAUUUAUAAUGAUGUAACUGCAAAAUAAAGAAAAAAUUUGAUCUCUGAACA
Molecule: messenger RNA, 3937 nt
Organism: Zootermopsis nevadensis
Lineage: Eukaryota; Metazoa; Arthropoda; Insecta; Blattodea; Termopsidae
Biological process (GO): regulation of transcription by RNA polymerase II
Cellular component (GO): nucleus
Molecular function (GO): zinc ion binding; DNA-binding transcription activator activity, RNA polymerase II-specific; RNA polymerase II cis-regulatory region sequence-specific DNA binding
Source: RefSeq, a predicted model, not a curated record